AUGUGGGGGGCAUGGGUUCAAGGAGCAACCGGAGGAAAGAGGUACCGUUGGACUACCGAGAGGAAGGUACAACUCGCCACCGGUAAGGUAACUCACUCCUUUUUGCACGUCCCUGAUUGUCCCUACCCCCUGCUGGGGAGAGACCUACUUAUGAAACUUAGGGCACAAAUCCACUUUGAGGGGACUAAAGCCCAUAUUACCGGGCCGCAGGGACAGCCCUUGCAUGUGCUAACCAUACACUUAGAAGAUGAGUACCGGCUCCACGAGCCUGAGAAACCUGAGUCGCAGGAUGUGACUAGUUGGCUAGAGAAAUUUCCCCUGGCUUGGGCGGAGACCGGAGGAAUGGGUCUCGCCAUUCACCAACCGCCCUUGGUGAUUGCUCUAAAGGCAUCUGCGACUCCUGUCUUUAUCAAACAAUAUCCAAUGUCACAUGAGGCCUACCAGGGAAUUAGACCCCACAUUCAGAGACUUUUAGAUCAGGGCAUAUUGGUACCGUGCCAAUCUCCUUGGAAUACGCCUCUCCUUCCAGUCAAAAAGCCAGGAACAGGAGAUUAUCACCCAGUACAGGACUUAAGGGAAGUCAACAAAGGAAUGGAGGACAUACACUCCACAGUCCCCAACCCAUACAAUCUGUUGACUGGGCUUCCCCCGAGAUAUGUUUGGUAUACAGUCCUGGACCUCAAGGAUGCUUUCUUCUGUUUGAGGCUCCACCCAAAGAGCCAAUCUAUUUUUGCCUUUGAGUGGAAGGAUCCAGAGCUGGGACUAUCGGGCCAGCUUACUUGGAUAAGAUUACCACAGGGGUUCAAAAAUAGCCCCACCCUUUUCGAUGAAGCUCUACACCAGGACUUGGCUGACUUCAGGGUCCAUCACCCUACCCUAAUUUUACUCCAGUAUGUGGAUGACCUCCUCCUGGCUGCAGAAACUGAGAAAGAAUGUAAGGAGGGAACAGAGGCCCUCUUGAGAACUUUAGAAAUUCUAGGAUACCGGGCCUCAGCCAAAAAGGCCCAGAUUUGCCAAAGACAAGUUACUUAUUUGGGAUACCAGAUCAAAAAUGGGCAAAGGUGGCUGACCGAGGCAUGGAAACAGACAAUUUUGGGAAUUCCAGAACCCAAAAAUCCGAGGCAGUUAAGAGAGUUCCUAGGUACGGCGGGGUUUUGCCGCCUCUGGAUCCCGGGGUUUGCAGAGAUGGCCGCACCACUCUACCCCCUUACCAAACAAGGGACUCUCUUCACUUAGGGGGAUGAACAACAGAGGGCCUACGCAUAAAUAAAAGAGGCCCUGCUAACUUCCCCUGCAUUAGGAUUGCCGGAUUUAAACAAGCCCUUUGAGUUUUUCGUGGACGAGAGACAAGGGUAUGCUAGAGGAGUCCUAACUCAAAAACUUGGACCUUGGAGGUGUCCGGUUGCCUACCUGUCUAAGAAACUCGACCCAGUGGCCUCAGGUUGGCCCCCUUGCCUACGGAUGGUGGCUGCGAUCGCCCUCUUGCUCAAGGACUCUGGCAAACUGACUAUGGGGCAGCCGGUAACUAUCCUGGCUCCACAUGUGGUUGAGGCCCUGGUAAAACAACCUCCGGGCCGAUGGCUCUCUAAUGCCCGCAUGACUCAUUACCAGGCUCUGUUACUAGACACUGAUAGAGUGCAAUUUGGUCCUGUGGUAGCCCUCAACCCAGCAACGCUGCUUCCCCUACCAGAAGGUCCAGAAGUUCAUGAUUGUCUCCAGAUACUUACAGAGGUACAUGGCACCCGACCUGACCUAACUGACCAACCCCUUUCGGAGGCCGACUUCACCUGGUUCACCGACGGGAGCAGUUUCCUGGACAACGGAGAGCGGAGAGCAGGGGCUGCGGUCACCACCGAAACUGAGGCAAUUUGGGCCAAGGCCCUACCACCUGGAACGCAACAGGCUGAACUCAUCACCCUGACCCAAGCCCUCCGAAUGGCGGAAGGUAAGAAGCUAAAUGUCUAUACAGACAGCCGUUAUGCCUUUGCUACUGCUCAUAUCCAUGGAGAAAUAUAUCGAAGAAGGGGACUGCUUACCUCCAAAGGGAAAGAGAUUAAAAAUAAGACGGAGAUAUUGGCCUUGUUAGAGGCUUUGUUCUUACCCUUGAGGCUGAGCAUUAUUCAUUGCCCAGGUCACCAAAAGGAAGCCAGCUUGGAAGCCAGGGGCAACCGCUUGGCGGACAUGACAGCCAGGGAAGUAGCGAUGCAAGGAAAUUCAGAGGCUCCCCGAAUGGGGGCCACAUACAACCCCACAACAAGACUCUGGACUUUCAACGAGCGACCUGUGUGGCCCCUACAACAGACCCGGGACCUGAUCAAGUAUCUCCAUCAACUGACCCAUCUUAGCUCCAAAAAGAUGAAAACCUUCCUGGACAGAGAGGAAAACGCCCACUAUCUGCUAGGUAAAGAUAAAAUCCUACAACAAGUAGCUGAAGAGUGCACGGCAUGUGCCCGAGUCAAUGCAAGCCGUAACAAGAUCGGUUCGGGGGUCAGGGUCCGAGGACACCGCCCUGGCACUCAUUGGGAGAUAGACUUCACUGAGGUGAAACCUGGACUCUAUGGGUACCGGUACUUACUGGUAUUUAUAGACACUUCUGGGUGGGCAAAAGCCUACCCUACUAAACAUGAGACUGCCAGAGUUGUCACCAAGAAACUUUUAGAAGAAAUCUUCCCUAGGUAUGGAAUGCCGCGAGUACUGGGCUCUGACAACGGGCCUGCCUUCGUCUCCCAGGUAAGUCAGUCAGUGGCCACAUUGUUGGGGAUUGAUUGGAAAUUACAUUGUGCAUACCGCCCCCAGAGCUCAGGGCAGGUAGAACGUAUGAAUAGAACUAUUAAGGAGACUUUAACCAAAUUAACGCUUGCAACUGGCGCUAAGGACUGGGUAUCCCUCCUUCCCCUAGCGUUGUAUAGGGCUCGAAACACUCCGGGCCCCCAUGGGCUCACUCCUUUUGAGAUCUUGUAUGGCGCCCCGCCACCAGCUGCCCAUUUCUUUGACUCUGGAAUAGCCUCCUUUGCUGAUACCCCCUCUCUUCAAGCUCAAUUGCAGGCUCUACAGCUUGUGCAACGGGAGGUUUGGAAGCCUCUGGCGGCCGCGUAUCGAGAGCAGCUAAGUCAACCUGCAGUCCCGCACCAAUUCCAGAUUGGAGACGUGGUUUGGGUACGGCGACACCAGACAAGGAACCUGGAACCACGCUGGAAAGGACCUUACACUGUUCUGCUGAUGACACCCACAGCUCUGAAAGUAGACGGCAUCGCAGCCUGGGUCCACGCCUCCCACGUCAAGGCCGCCACCCCUGAGCAGCCGCCUGACGCCUCGGACUCGGGAACCCAAUGGAAACUCCACCGCACUCAAAAUCCUCUCAAGAUAAGACUGACUCGGGGGGGGGGAACCCUAAUAGUCUUGCUUCUUACCCUGAGUAUUACAACAACCCAGGCCUCUUCCCCGCACCAAAUUUUUAACUAUACCUGGAUUAUCGAAAAUCAAGCUGGGGAUAUUGUUAACACCAGUUCCCAGGUUGGAGCCCAACCCCACUGGCCCAGUCUGGAGGUAGAUCUCUGUGCCCUUGCUCUAGGGGCCAGCCCCGACUGGGGAACCCCCGAGGUCGUGUACACUCCGGGGUCAAGCGCCCCCCAGCUAGAGGGCCGUCGCCCCAUAGUUCCGGGCUGUCGCAACGGGAUUGAGAGAGCAGACCUACAUGGUCAGGCAGGGAUCUAUGUCUGUCCAGGAAGUCAUAGGAACAAAAACCUCAACUAUAAAUGUGGGUGGGCAAAUGACUACUUUUGUGCCUCUUGGUCCUGUGAAACUACGGGAGACACCUACUGGGCUCCCUCCUCCAAUUGGGAUUAUAUAACUGUUAAGAGAAAAGAUCUCCACCCAGGGGCGACCCCCAAUCAUAUCCCAGAUCAAUUAAAGACAAAAUGUGCCACCAGUAGCACUACAAAGGGGUGGUGUAAUCCCCUGCUCAUUCAGUUCACUGAGCAGGGAAAGAAAGCGCCCUGGACAACUAGCACCAGGGGUUUUGAAUGGGGCAUCAGGCUUUAUAUGCACGGAUGGGAGAUGGGCCUUACCUUUAAACUCAAACUUAAAAAGACCUCACCCACAACUGCCUCUGUGGGUCCCAACCCAGUCUUACAGAAGCCCUCUCUACCACGACCUCCACCCCGGCCAACAUCACCCCCAAGUACUUCUGUUUCUUCCCCCAGCUCUGCUCGGUUAAUUACAGGCCCCACGAUGCAACCUCAGCGACCUGGGUCAGGAGGUAGGCUUCUAGAUUUAAUAGCAGGAGCCUACCAGGUGCUAAACCGCUCCGAUCCCCACCUGACUCAAGAAUGUUGGUUAUGCCUGGUUUCUACCCCACCCUAUUAUGAGGGAUUAGCUAUAAUGGGCAAUUUCUCUAAUCAUACCACACUGCCAGCAACUUGCUAUCCCUCCGUUCAGCAUAAGCUAACCCUGUCAGAGGUAUCCGGGCAAGGACUUUGUGUAGGGACCAUACCCGCUGCCAAUCAGCCACUUUGUAAUUCCACUGCCCCUCUUACCUCAGGAAGUUAUUACCUGGCUGCCCCCAAUAAUACCUUGUGGGCCUGCAACACUGGCCUGACCCCUUGUAUAUCAGCCCAAGGCUGAAAUGAUAGUUCUGAAUUUUGUAUUUUAAUCGAACUAUGGCCUAAAAUAGUUUACCAUGAACCAGAAGAAGUUUAUAGGCACUUUGAAAAAGGGACUCGAUACCCUAGAGAACCUUUGUCUCUAACCCUGGCAAUAAUGCUGGGGGGACUAACGGUUGGGGGCAUAGCCGCAGGGAUUGGGACUGGGGCCACCGCCCUAUCAGCGACCCAUCAGUUCCUACAACUUCAACAAGCUAUGCAUGCCGAUCUACAGGCGUUAGAAGAAUCAGUAAGUGCCUUGGAGAAAUCCUUGACCUCACUGUCUGAGGUAGUUCUACAGAACCGUAGAGGGCUAGAUAUCCUCUUUUUGCAAGAGGGAGGACUAUGUGCGGCUUUCUAUGCCGAUCACACCGGACUAGUCAGAGACAAUAUGGCCAAACUUAGAGAGAGACUUAAUCAGAGAGAAAAGCUCUUCAAUGAGAGACAAAGUUGGUAUGAAAGCUGGUUCAAUAAGGCCCCCUGGUUCACCACUCUUGUUUCCUCUCUCAUGGGCCCCUUAAUUAUAAUUCUUUUAAUUCUACUUUUCGGGCCUUGCAUUCUAAAUAGGUUAGUUCAGUUUAUAAAGGACCGGCUCUCCGUCAUACAGACGUUAGUGCUAACCCAGCAGUAUCAUCAACUCAAGCAGCUGGAGACGGAGAUUGACUCUCCCUAGACCCGCAGAAUGAAGGAUUCCAUUCU
Molecule: messenger RNA, 5339 nt
Organism: Meriones unguiculatus (Mongolian gerbil)
Lineage: Eukaryota; Metazoa; Chordata; Mammalia; Rodentia; Muridae
Biological process (GO): DNA integration; proteolysis
Molecular function (GO): nucleic acid binding; RNA-DNA hybrid ribonuclease activity; aspartic-type endopeptidase activity
Source: RefSeq, a predicted model, not a curated record